GCCAUCCAUUUCACAGUUUGCGCUGAGCUUUAUUAAGAAAAGGAGCCCCUGAAUCCAUUGCUACCUAUACUUUCCAUAUCUCUUCCUCAUAACAAGAGAAAUCGUCCCUCCCAAACGCCGACCGAACAGCAUCAGCGUAGCGAUCCCAGAAAAAUGCUCUCCACAAAACGUACACGCACACCCCCCGGCAACCCAGAUAGUUUCUCUUCUAAGUAUGGAGCCGGAAAAAUCGUAUCUCGGAGCAGAAAGCAACAGCUGUUAAGGGACAGCCCGUCAGUAUCGCGACGUCUAGACAGGCGUCAGGGCUCAUCCAGCCCUCCACAUGGACGAUCACUCUCGCCAGCCGUUAUUACCCUCUGCGUAGGCCCUCAAAAACGCCUAUUCGCAGCCCACAAAGACAUCCUCUGCGUAUCCCCGUUCUUCGCCGCAGCGUAUACCCAAGCCCAGCCGUCAGACUCUCCCAACAGACGGGUGAACCUCCCCGACGAGCAACCGGAAGUCUUUUCGUGUAUUCUCGAGUACCUCUACAAGGGCGACUAUUACCCCCAGCUGGUGCACAACAAGCAAUUGAAUUCCUGGGAGUUGGAAGACACGGGGACCGAUAAGGAUGGUCAGAGUAAUGGGGCGACUUUGUUUCAUCAUGCGGCUGGAGCGGAGAUACUAAGAGAUACGGCUGUUUACUGCGCAGCCGAUAAAUACGGACUAGAUCUUCUCAAACGCCUAGCCCUCCGAAAACAAGGCCUGCAUUCCGGCAUUCAAUGUAGUACCAUCCUCACCAGCGCACGAUAUGCCUACAGCAACACCCCCGAGAAUGAGUCCAAGCUGCGGGCGCAUUAUCUCGCUUUGAUUAUUCGGAGCCGGUCAACGUUCAAGCGAAGCGGUACGAUGCAAAUGGAGAUGGAGCAGGGAGGAAAAUUGUUUUUUGAUCUUUUCGUUGCAAUGUGUAAUCAUAUGGAUGAUCUUACAUCUAAGGCUGAGCCUUCUCCGGGUUGUUGAUAUCCACUGGUUUGGAGUCUUCGUGUGCCUUGUGUAUCCGAUAUUUUUAAUGUAUGAUUGGGAUGUUAUGCGGGCGGUACUUUUAUUCACUGGUUGAUUUUAUUUUAUUUUUCAGCCUGCGUUUUGUAUUUUGUGGCUCUGUUUGUUAAGAGUCGACGCAGGCUGUCUUGGCUUGAUGCCAUUUUUGAUCUUCGCUAAACAGCGUUAUUCACUUCAUACAGAAUGAGGUGCUUU
Molecule: messenger RNA, 1230 nt
Organism: Aspergillus pseudonomiae
Lineage: Eukaryota; Fungi; Ascomycota; Eurotiomycetes; Eurotiales; Aspergillaceae
Product: BTB/POZ domain-containing protein
Exons: 4
Coding region: 154-996 (280 amino acids)
Molecular function (GO): protein binding
Source: RefSeq, a predicted model, not a curated record